AUGGACAAUUCUUAUCUCUACUCUCCAGCCCAGGCGCUGGAGCAUUUUGCUGUCAAGGAGUCUUCGGGUCUAUCGCAGACCCAGGUCUCCAAGUCUAAGCAAAAAUAUGGUCCAAAUGCUCUCGCCGAAGACCCUCCCACCCCGCUAUGGAAACUCGUGUUGGAACAAUUCCAAGACCAAUUGGUCCUUAUCCUCUUAGGAUCAGCUGCUGUAUCCUUUGUCCUGGCUCUGUUUGAAGAGGGUGAUGAUUGGACCGCAUUCGUGGAUCCUGUUGUCAUCCUGACGAUUCUCAUCCUCAAUGCUGUCGUUGGUGUGACCCAGGAGAGCAGUGCGGAAAAGGCGAUUGCUGCUCUUCAAGAAUACUCGGCCAAUGAGGCCAAGGUGGUUCGCGAUGGUACUGCCCAGCGCAUCAAAGCCGAGGAUCUGGUUCCUGGAGAUGUCAUCCACGUCGCUGUGGGAGAUCGUGUUCCUGCCGACUGCCGAGUGCUUACGAUUCACAGCAACAGCUUCCGUGUUGACCAAGCCAUCCUGACUGGUGAGAGUGAGAGUGUUGCCAAAGACACUCGUCCUGUCCAGGACGAGAAGGCUGUCAAGCAGGAUCAGGUCAACAUGCUUUUCUCGGGAACAACCGUUGUCAAUGGCCAUGCUACUGCUCUCGUUGUCCUGACUGGCGGGUCGACUGCCAUUGGUGACAUUCACGAGAGCAUCACCUCCCAGAUCUCGGAACCUACUCCAUUGAAGCAGAAGCUUAACGAUUUCGGUGACAUGCUAGCCAAGGUUAUCACGGUUAUCUGUAUUCUCGUCUGGGUUAUCAACAUUGAACACUUCAACGACCCGUCGUUUGGUGGCUGGACCAAGGGUGCGAUCUAUUAUCUCAAGAUUGCUGUCUCCCUAGGUGUGGCUGCCAUUCCCGAAGGUUUGGCUGUGGUAAUUACUACUUGUCUUGCUCUCGGUACUCGAAAAAUGGCCAACAAGAACGCCGUGGUUAGGUCUCUGCCUUCGGUUGAAACCCUUGGUAGCUGCAGUGUCAUCUGUUCUGACAAGACCGGAACCCUGACCACCAACCAGAUGAGUGUGGAGAAGAUUGUUUACCUAGGCAAGUCUGGCAAGGUUCUUGAGGAUAUUGACGUCGCCGGUACGACCUUUGCACCUGAAGGAAAGCUCUCCCAGAAUGGCAGGGUUGUCGAAAACCUCGCUGCCACAUCGUCGACCGUUCGCCAAAUGACCGAGAUCAUGGCUCUCUGCAACGGUGCUAAGCUGUCUCACGAUUCGAAGACCGGUGCAUUCUCUAACAUUGGCGAACCAACCGAAGGUGCGCUGCGAGUUUUGGUUGAAAAGAUUGGAACCGAUGAUGCCGCUACCAACCAGAAGUUGCUCAGUCUUCCCGCCUCCAAGAAGCUUCACGCUUCGAGUGCGCACUACGAAGCUCGUCUACCAUUGAAGGCUACUUAUGAAUUCUCGCGUGACCGCAAGAGCAUGUCUGUCCUCGUCGGCGAAGCAAAGGAGCAGAAGCUUCUGGUCAAGGGCGCUCCCGAAUCUAUCCUCGAGCGCUGCUCACAUGUACUCCUGGGUACCGAUGGAUCUCGCGUGCCUCUCACCAAGGACUACUUGGAUUUGUUGUCUAAAGAGCUUGUUGAAUACGGAAAUCGUGGUCUUCGCGUCAUGGCUUUGGCCAGUGUUAACGAUGUGGCUGCUAACCCUCUUCUGCACAAUGCCCAAUCUACCGAAGAAUACGCUCAGCUCGAACAGAACAUGACUCUCACCGGUCUUGUCGGAAUGCUUGACCCUCCCCGUCUCGAGGUUGCUGAUUCUAUUCAGAAAUGCCGUGCCGCUGGUAUUCGCGUAAUCGUCAUUACCGGUGACAACCGCAACACCGCCGAGUCUAUCUGCCGUCAAAUUGGUGUCUUUGGUGAGGAUGAGGACCUCAAGGGAAAGAGUUUCACGGGUCGCGAAUUCGACGGUCUGUCCGAGAGUGAGAAGCUCGAGGCCGUCAAGACGGCGAGGCUGUUCUCCCGUACUGAGCCUAGCCACAAGUCGAAGUUGGUAGAUCUCCUUCAGUCCCUUAACCACGUGGUUGCUAUGACUGGUGAUGGUGUCAACGAUGCACCCGCCUUGAAGAAGUCUGACAUUGGUGUCGCAAUGGGUACUGGUACCGAUGUGGCCAAGCUGGCCGCCGACAUGGUUCUAGCUGAUGACAACUUCGCGACCAUCACCGUUGCCGUCGAAGAGGGAAGAUCGAUCUACAGCAACACCCAGCAGUUUAUCCGAUACCUGAUCUCGUCAAACAUUGGUGAGGUGGUCUCGAUUUUCCUGACCGCCGCACUGGGCAUGCCCGAGGCUUUGGUCCCUGUGCAACUCCUUUGGGUUAACCUUGUGACUGACGGCUUGCCCGCAACCGCCUUGUCGUUCAACCCUCCCGAUCACGAUGUGAUGAGACGUGCUCCUAGAAAGCGUGAUGAGCCUUUGGUUGGCGGCUGGCUCUUGUUCAGAUACAUGGUUAUUGGCACAUACGUCGGUGCUGCCACCGUCUUUGGUUAUGUUUGGUGGUUCCUCUACAACCCUGAGGGACCCCAGAUCUCCUUCUGGCAACUGUCUCACUUCCACAAGUGCUCUGCCCAGUUUCCCGAAAUUGGUUGCGAGAUGUUCUCGAACGACAUGUCGAGAUCGGCAUCCACGGUGUCUCUCUCCAUCCUCGUGGUCAUUGAGAUGCUGAACGCCAUGAACGCCCUUUCGUCCAGCGAAUCCCUGGUUACUUUUGCUCUCUGGAACAACAUGAUGCUCGUUUACGCCAUCAUCCUUUCCAUGUCUCUCCAUUUUGCCAUCCUGUACAUUCCUUUCUUGCAAGGAUUGUUCUCUAUUCUUCCCUUGGACUGGGUAGAGUGGAAGGCUGUCCUGGCAAUCAGCGCCCCUGUCAUAUUGAUCGAUGAGGUUCUAAAGGUCAUGGAGCGUCGUCUCUACACCCUUCCCGCUGAAACCGCUGCCUCGAAGCCCAAGAAGGCAUAG
This is a messenger RNA of Aspergillus wentii DTO 134E9, 3003 nucleotides long. RefSeq names its product calcium-transporting ATPase. The coding region runs from base 1 to 3003 and encodes 1000 amino acids. Gene Ontology annotation, cellular component: membrane. The record is from RefSeq and is a predicted model, not a curated record. Gene Ontology annotation, biological process: intracellular calcium ion homeostasis; calcium ion transmembrane transport. NCBI's taxonomy places the organism in Eukaryota, Fungi, Ascomycota, Eurotiomycetes, Eurotiales, Aspergillaceae. The transcript has 4 exons. Gene Ontology annotation, molecular function: ATP binding; ATP hydrolysis activity; P-type calcium transporter activity.